Molecule: messenger RNA, 3011 nt
Organism: Sciurus carolinensis (gray squirrel)
Lineage: Eukaryota; Metazoa; Chordata; Mammalia; Rodentia; Sciuridae
Gene: Gas6
Product: growth arrest specific 6
Exons: 12
Coding region: 906-2702 (598 amino acids)
Cellular component (GO): extracellular region
Molecular function (GO): calcium ion binding
Source: RefSeq, a predicted model, not a curated record
UGGGACUGGAGACUGCGUCCGCAGCAGGAGGCCUGGAGGAGUGGGCAGGAGGGAGGCCCACCCAGGGAGGACAGGCCCCCGCUGAGGCUGCGCCAGACGCACUCGGCGCUUCUCCAGCCGCUCCUCAUGCACAGGAGGAAGCCCACAUCCGGUGCAGGGUGCCCUGGCAGCCCGCGAGCUGCCCAGGUAGGGUCACCCUCCCUAUGAGCCUGGCCCUGGGGACAGCCCAGCCCCCCACACGUGCUCACUGGCUCCCUGAUGAGCAGUCCUGUGUGGAGUCCAGGGCACCUCGGAGCCUGCGUUCCUGCCCUCCAGUUAACUGCCACUCCAGUUAGAAGUGAAUCAGCAGCUCAGCAGCCUCACAGAUCAUUUCCGAAUUUGCCAGAGUCCAGAAGCAGCCCUAGACAGGCACGGAUUCGUGGCGAGCCUCUGGGGCCCAGAACCUGCGGGCUGUUCUCAGGGCCAGCAGUGGCCACUGCUGCCGAGCACAGACUGCUCACUCCCUUCGUGCAGGAAGAGUCUCCGUUUCCAUUUCUCUACCUUUGAGCGGAUAGUCCGGUUCUCCAGCUGAGCUUCCUCACCAUGCCAGCAAGUACCCAGCAGGGACAGAGAUCCUGUCCCGCCAUCUCAGACUGUGCUCAGGCAGAGGCUCGUGAGCCUGGCCAUGCAGGAUGCUCCCUCAGGGAACAAGGCCCCUUUCUUGUGGCCAGAGCAAAGGCCGGCAGUGGGUGGCGCGUGUUGCCAGGUCCCAGCUGGCCUCACUUUCCCUGAGCCGCCGCCCGUGAAGAGAUUGAGAUCGCCUCUCCAUGAACAUGCGCGAGGCUUGGUGUCCAGCCCGUGCACCGGGGGUGCCGAGUGGGCGCCCUUGGGGCUGCGGAGGCCGUCCCUCCUUCUACUCUUCCUGAAUGUGUCAACCUGACUACACAGAAGUUCACUGGGACCUGCACAGGGAGAGACUCGGUCUUUGCUUCUGUCCUGGAGAAAAAUUUCCAACAGGGAAAGGAGGUGACGACCUGCCCAACCAGUGCACGCCGAACCCUUGUGAUAAGGAGGGAGCCCAGCUCUGCCAGGAUCUCAUGGGUAACUUCUUCUGCCUGUGCAGAGCCGGCUGGGGGGGCCGGCUAUGCGACCAAGAUGUGGACGAGUGUGGCCAGCAGAACGGGGGUUGUAACCAGGUCUGCCACAACAAGCCGGGCAGCUUCUACUGUGCCUGCCACAGUGGCUUUGCACUUGCCCCAGACGGCAGGACCUGCCAAGACAUAGACGAGUGUGCGGACCCAGAUGCCUGUGGGCAGACACGCUGCAGGAACCUGCCGGGCUCCUACUCCUGCCUCUGCGACGAGGGCUAUGUGUACAGCUUCCAGGAGAAAGCCUGCCAAGAUGUGGACGAGUGCUGGCAGGGUCGCUGUGAGCAGAUCUGCGUCAACACCCCAGGCAGCUACACGUGCCACUGUAAUGGACGCGGGGGGCUCAAGCUGUCACCAGACAUGGACACCUGCGAGGACAUCUUGCCGUGUGUGCCCUUCAGCGUGGCCAAGAGUGUGAAGUCCUUGUACCUGGGCCGCAUGUUCAGUGGGACCCCUGUGAUCAGACUGCGCUUCAAGAGACUGCAGCCCACCAGGCUGGUGGCUGAGUUUGACUUCCGGACCUUUGACCCUGAAGGGGUCCUCUUCUUUGCUGGAGGCCGUCAGGACAGCACCUGGGUGGUCCUGGGCCUGCGGGACGGCCGGCUGGAGCUGCAGCUCCGCUACAGCGGCGUUGGCCGCGUCACCAGCAGCGGGCCCGUCAUCAACCAUGGCGCCUGGCAGACGAUCUCGGUGGAAGAGCUGGAAGGAAACCUGGUGAUCAAGGUCAACAGGGACGCGGUCAUGAAGAUCGCGGUGGCUGGGGAGCUCUUCCAGCUGCACAGAGGCCUGUACCACCUGAACCUCACCGUGGGGGGCAUUCCCUUCCAGGAGAAGGACCUCGUCCAGCCUAUCAACCCCCGUCUGGACGGCUGCCUGCGGAGUUGGAACUGGCUCAACGGGGAGGACAGCACCAUCCAGGAAACAGUGAAGGCGAACUCCAAGAUGCAGUGCUUCUCCGUGGCAGAGAGGGGGUCUUUCUUCCCGGGCAGCGGGUUUGCCUUCUACAGCCUCAGCUAUGCACGGACGGCCCCGGGAGCCGGGACGGAGACGGCCUGGGAGAUAGAGGUGGUGGCUCGGCUGCGCCCUGCGGCCGACACGGGGGUGCUGCUGGCGCUGGUGGGCGAGGACCACGCGGUGCCACUCUCCGUGGUCCUGGUGGACUACCACUCCACGAAGAAGCUCAAGAAGCAGCUGGUGGUCCUGGCAGUUGAGGAUGUUGCCCUGGCCCUGAUGGAGAUCAAGGUGUGUGACGGGCAGGAGCAUGUGGUCACCGUGUCCCUGAAGGAUGGCAAGGCCACUCUGGAGGUGGACGGCACCAAGGGCCAGAGUGAAGUGGGUGCUGCCCUGCUGCAGGAGAGGCUGGCCACCCUGGAGAGGCACCUGCAGGGCUCCGUGCUCACCUUUGUGGGGGGCCUGCCAGAUGUGCCGGUGACUUCGGCGCCUGUCACAGCCUUCUACCGCGGGUGCAUGACGCUGGAGGUCAACGGGAGGCCCUUGGACCUGGACGAGGCUGCCUACAAGCACAGCGACAUCACCUCCCACUCCUGCCCUCCCGUGGAGCUGGCCGCACCCUAGGCUGCCUGCAGGACUGCUGGGGUGGCCUCCCGCCAGGGAGGCAGGAGGCGGGGCAGAGGCGGAGGUGGGAGCCGGCCUGGAGCUGCAGCCCGCCCUCCUGCACGCUCCCUGAGCGCCCUUGUACCAUAGCUGUGAAUAGGGGACUGGCGGAGGCUGAGCCCUCGGGGCUGGUCAGGGCGGGCAUGGGGAGGGCCAGCGGCUCACAGAAGAGCAGACUUGAAGAAAAUAAUUCUCUAUUAUUUUUAUUACCACAUGCUUCUUUCUGACUCUAAAAUAUGGGAAAUAAAAUAUUUACAGAAACCUUUUUAA